CGAAACAAAAUUAUUUCCUUUUGUGACUGCGAAGGCAAAAGCAUCCGAUAAACAGGGCUCUGAAAGGCCCAGUGGAUCCCCACAGCGAGAACAAAGGUCUCGGGACGUCGUCCGAGCUACAGGGAAGGAAGCCCUUCUCCUCCUCACUGUCUCGUUUGUUUUCCAUCGCAGCUCUUCUCGCUCCACUUCUUGGGAGACCUGCCGACGUAAGGGGCCGACGUGGCCCCUGGGGAGGGUAAGCCCAGCCUGGCGGACGACCUCUCCCUUGCGAGUGGAUGGGAACGAGGUGUGGUUUGGGAGAGGGAGGCCGUUACGGGCUUCUUCGUGUUUGGGUGACACCUACCCAACCAGCCAGCCAACCAGUCAGCCCAGCCCCACACCUCCAAGCACAGGUUGCAACCCCCUGGGCCAAACAUAAAGAGGCCGUGCCCGCUCCCGUCGGAAAGCAGCUCACACGGUAAAACCAUUGCUCUGUCCGAGACCCACCCCGGCCUCUCCCCAACCCUCCGUAGACCCGGAGCGGAGACUCGUAGAAGCAGCGGGGGGUGGACAGUGGUGUCCCUGGCGGGGCAGGGAAGAGCGUAGGCAGCCUCCCACUCUCUCUUCGCCUCUUGCAAAACCUCCUGGAGGCUGUUGCUUCUCUGCAAGUUUCUGUGCUCACUGUCUCUGUUCCUCUCUCUUUAACGGUGCCUGGGAGCUCUGGGUUUCCGUUCAAGGUGUUUGCACUGCAGGUAGCCACUAGCUCCCUCCGCCCGGCAAAUGUGCAGAGGCUUUUUUCUCUUGCCGAAAAAUACUCUCCAGCCAUCUGGGACGGUGAUGAUGUCUUACCUGUGCCGGGCUCUUGCCUCAGUCAGGUCUCUCGGGCUGAGCAGGCGACUGUGCCCAGACCCGAGCCGGAAAUGCGUCUCCCGGCGAGCCCCGGUGUCCGAACUGGCACGUCUGAGCCAAGAGGUGCCCGGGGACUUCAACUACGCGGGUGACGUUCUAGACGAGUGGUCCCAAAUGGAAAAGGACGGGCUGAAAGUCCCUCACCCCGCCCUGUGGGAAGUCAACGCCAAAGGAGUCGAGGUGAGAUGGAGCUUUGAGGAGCUGGGCAUCCUCUCCAGGAAGGCUGCCAGGGUCCUCACUGAAGCCGGCAAUCUGUGCCAGGGAGACAGGGUGGCCAUGGUGCUACCCCCAGGCCUGGAGUCGUACCUCGUCAGCCUGGCCUGCGUGCGAACAGGACUCGUCUUUGUGCCAGGAUCGUCACAGCUGACCGCUCCAGACAUUCUCCACCGACUGCGGGUGUCCGAGGCUAAGUGCGUCGUGGCCGACGAUGCCGCGGCCCCGGCUGUCGACUCCGUCGAGUCUCGCUGCCCCUCUCUGAAAACCAAACUCCUGGUGUCGGACGACAACCGGGGAGGCUGGCUGAACUUUCCGAAGCUGAUCCACUCUGCCCCCGCCGAUCAUCGCUGCGUUCGAACCAAGAGUCGUGAUGCCAUGGCCAUCUACUUCACCAGUGGGACGGCGGGGGCUCCGAAAAUGGUGGAACAUUCUCACUACAGUUUGGGGAUGGGAUUCAGCCUGGCUGCCAGGCGGUGGAUGGCUUUGGAACCUGCAGAUGUUGUGUGGGGUCUGGGUGACGCCUCUGGGGCGGAUCCCUUCUCCCUGAGCAGUGCUCUGGGGGCCUGGCUGCAAGGGGCCUGUCUGUUUCUGCAUCACAUGCCCAAAAUCAGCUCGGAGACGGUGCUAGACGCGUUGUCCAGAUUUCCCAUCACCACCUUCUACGGGCGGCCAUCCUUGUACCAGAGAUUGUUGCAGGACUGUAACUUCAGCAGCUAUAGAUUCCAAAGCCUGAAGCACUGCGUGGCUGCCGGAGAGCCCAGCAAACCUUGGGUGAAUCGGGAGUGGAAGCGCCUCUCUCAUCUGGACAUCUACGAAGGUUACGGACAGACAGAAACCGGACUCAUCUGUGCCACCUAUAAAAGAAUGAAAGUGAAACCUGGCUCGCUGGGGAAGCCGGUUCUCCCUUACAACGUUCAGAUUGUAGAUGAAAACUUAAAUAUCCUGCCUCCAGGAGAAGAGGGAAACAUCGCUGUCCAGACCCAACCAAAUCGGCCGUUUUCUCUGUUCUCUCGCUAUGUGAGGGCGGAAGGCAACACUCUGGUCUGGUGAACGUGAAACUCUCCCUUCCUCUGAAUGGAAUCCACCAAGCAAGAGACCAGAAGCUGAACAAUUCUCCUUUGCCUGAAAGACCCAGAGAGGCUGUGCAAUGGUACCUUAUUUACUGGACAAUCGCGUCUUCCUCCACUUUCUCUUUUGCUAUGUAAAUACAACCCCUGGAUGUUACCCGUGA
Messenger RNA from Ornithorhynchus anatinus (platypus), 2335 nucleotides. Its product is annotated as acyl-coenzyme A synthetase ACSM6, mitochondrial. Gene Ontology annotation, biological process: fatty acid biosynthetic process; acyl-CoA metabolic process. Gene Ontology annotation, cellular component: mitochondrial matrix. Gene Ontology annotation, molecular function: fatty acid ligase activity; fatty-acyl-CoA synthase activity. The record is from RefSeq and is a predicted model, not a curated record. Lineage: Eukaryota; Metazoa; Chordata; Mammalia; Monotremata; Ornithorhynchidae. Bases 760 to 2154 code for a protein of 464 amino acids. The transcript is spliced from 10 exons.